AUGAAGCCGUCGAUGUGCUCGCUGAAGACCGACACGAGCUCGCCGAGCCUCCUCCUAUUGAUGAUAUGCGUGCAGUUCGCGGUCUCGUUUUGGAUAUUCGUGAUGGCGACAGUGGGCGUCUCGAUCGGAGCGCCGGUGGCGAGCUACUUCCUGCUCGCCCUGUUGCAGACGAUCAUAACUAUGCCGGGCGUCGUCUAUUUGUUCAUCAAGAGUGAAAUCUGCGUCGCCUUGUAUGCCGCGUGUCAGCUCGUCUGCGGCGCCUCGGAGCUCUAUUGGAUGUUCUACCUGAUGGCGCAUGAGUUCCCAUUCUCCUCGUGGAUCAGCUUGUUGAUUCUGUCCUCUGUUCAAAUUACCGCCACCCUCAUCGCGUUGCUAUUCAAGGAUUUGAAAGUGAGGCGCUCGAAGGUCAAGAAGGCGGCGAGGAGAUCCGGCGAAGAGCCUUCGACGAAAUCUUCACGAACACCGGAGCGGUCUCGAAGCGAUCGAUCGCGUGAGAAGGUUGUGAAGCCGAAGGUCUCGCAGCCGAAGCCGAAACCGAAGAAGAAGAGCAAUAGUGGGAGCAGUAGUAGCAAAUCAGUGAAAAAGUCAUCCAAAAGCCAAUCGCCGAAAUCAUUUGCCAAGGAUCGCAUGGAAUCGGAUCGUGAGAACCCGUAA
Molecule: messenger RNA, 654 nt
Organism: Caenorhabditis bovis
Lineage: Eukaryota; Metazoa; Nematoda; Chromadorea; Rhabditida; Rhabditidae
Source: the annotation of a GenBank genome assembly